AUGGAGAAGGGUCAGAAUGCCACACUAAAGCCUUCAGAAACUACCCCAGUUAAAGUUCGGAGAACAAUCACUGAUGAUGGUGACUUGGUUGUCUGCUGCCAUGGUGACUGUCACCUGAUCUCACUCCCCGUAGAUAUGGAAAAGGCAGAGGAGGGGGCUUUUGAUCCAGUUGGGCAAUCAAAAUUUAGCCUACAAAACAACCAGUAUUACAGAGUCCGUCCAAAUUUGGCCCCAUACUAUGAGCCUCUGAAGCCCACCUUACUGCAAAAGCUCCUGAUUCGGAACAAAAAAAUCACCAGCUUCAUGUGCAAACUAACAGAGUUUGAUCAGGAUAUGACAUCACUGAUUAUGACCAACAACCCACUUCCCAGCAUCAGUCAGGAUAGUGGUCAAAAAUACUUCUCCAAGAUGAUACUCCAGGAAAUUUGCUAUCAGCCUAAACCCACUGAGAAGGUCAGCCUACCCCAGAUGCCUCAGAAAAAGAAAACAACCUUCCCUAUGAAAAGGAUGGACGAUCCCACAUUCAAGCAAAAACAGUGGUUUAGGUUUUCUACUGACAAGGACUUUGAGAGUGAAGGGAAAUACUCAAAAGUCUAUACUUUGAGGAAACAGAAAAAAAUGUAUCCUCAACUCAUCUUUGCUCCAGGCUAUGGAGAAGAUAAAAAGAAAGGAGUUUCCGAGCAGCCAGUGAGCCAAGAACCACGUUCCGAGGAGCUCUGGGAGCCACUCACAUUCUCGACCCUCGUGGAACAGAAGCCCACCAGGAACGCGCCAGGGGAAAGCACCUUCCGCUACGGAAGGGCCAAGCAGUGGAUCAUCAAAAAGGCCACUACCACUCGGCGGUAA
Messenger RNA from Perognathus longimembris pacificus (Pacific pocket mouse), 846 nucleotides. RefSeq names its product testis specific 13 (gene Tsga13). The record is from RefSeq and is a predicted model, not a curated record. Lineage: Eukaryota; Metazoa; Chordata; Mammalia; Rodentia; Heteromyidae. The coding region runs from base 1 to 846 and encodes 281 amino acids. The transcript has 8 exons.